Messenger RNA from Lontra canadensis (Northern American river otter), 1775 nucleotides. It is a transcript of the gene NUP50, whose product is annotated as nucleoporin 50. Gene Ontology annotation, cellular component: nuclear pore. Bases 286 to 1680 code for a protein of 464 amino acids. Gene Ontology annotation, biological process: protein import into nucleus. The record is from RefSeq and is a predicted model, not a curated record. Lineage: Eukaryota; Metazoa; Chordata; Mammalia; Carnivora; Mustelidae. The transcript has 9 exons.
CAGCGGUCUUUGGCUGAGCUUACUGCUCUCCCUCACUGCCGAACGCAGAGAGCCGAGGCCCCUGGAGGACAUGGUGUUGGAGAUCCCAGGCUUGCUGACCACCAAGUUCUUCGAGAAUCUCGGCGCACCGGAAGCGACCAGGCGCGCUCCUCCGGGUGAGCAGCGGCCGCUUCACACCCGAGGCCCGCGGCUGCAACCUCGCACCCGCUCGCUGUCGUUCACCCGGCUUUCGCCGCAGCCACAGCCCCGCGAGUGCCGCGGCGGCCGGCCGGGAGGUUUGAAAAUAUGGCCAAAAGGAUUGCUGAGAAGGAAUUGACAGAUAGGAACUGGGAUCAAGAAGAUGAAGCAGAAGAGGUGGGAACGUUCUCAGUGGCCAGUGAGGAAGUCUUGAAGAAUAGAGCCAUAAAGAAAGCAAAGCGUAGAAAUGUUGGAUUUGAAUCCGAUAGUGGAGGGGCCUUUAAAGGUUUUAAAGGUUUGGUUGUACCUUCUGGAGGAGGCGGGUUUUCUGGAUUUGGCAACGGUGCUGGAGGGAAGCCUUUGGAAGGGCUAUCAAAUGGGGGCGGCGUGACCAGCGCCCCUCCCUUCUCCGGCGCCAGGGCGGCCACGGAGAGCAAGGCGGCCUUCGGAUCUGUUGCUGCGAAUGGUCCUACCUCCUUGGUGGAUAAGAAGGUUUUAACUCCCAAAACCAACGGGGACAGUCAGCAGCCCUCCUCUUCCGGCCCCCCCUCCGGCGCCGCCUGCCCCCGGAGCGCCUACCACAAGCAACUGGCGGCCUUAAACUGCUCCGUGCGGGACUGGAUCGCGAAGCACGUGAACACCAACCCGCUCUGCGACCUGACGCCCAUCUUCAGAGACUACGAGAGACACCUGGCGGGGAUCGAGCAGCAGCACGGGAGCGGGGGCGGCCGGGGCUCCGAGAGUGAGGCCGAUCGAGUGCCGCUCGCCACCCAGACCCCUUCCCUGUUUGGGGCAGCGAAGCCGCAGCAGGACUCGGCGUUCCCGUUCGCCGGCGGCAGGGCAGAGGACGGCGCCGCCGAGAGGAAGACGGAGCCGCCCGCGGGAGCCGCAAGUGCCUCGUUCAACUUCGGCAAGAAGAUCGACGGUUCUGUCCUGGGCUCCCUGAACUCCGGCCCCCUGACUGGGUUUUCGUUCUCUUCGGGAAACUCCAGCUUCUUCGGCAAAGAUCUGACCCAGAAUAAACCAGCGUCUUCACCGUUUUCCGCGAAAACGUUGGAGGUACAGGCCGAAGGCGGCAGUAGCGACUACAAAGGUGGAGAUGAAGAAGAGAGUGAUGAGCCACCCAAAGUAGUAGUUACUGAAGUGAAGGAAGAAGAUGCGUUCUACUCCAAAAAGUGUAAGCUGUUUUACAAGAAAGACAACGAAUUCAAAGAGAAGGGUGUGGGCACCCUGCAUUUAAAACCUACGGCCACUCAGAAGACGCAGCUGUUGGUGCGGGCAGACACCAAUCUAGCGCUCUUAGCCGAUGAGCCACAGAGAGCUGCUGUGCUGACCGUUCUGCCUUCGUUGGAAGGACCUCGUGAAGGCUCCGGGUCGAGCCAGCGCGUCCUCCCUCCACUGCAACAUCCUGCUGAACGUUCUAAUUCCACCCAACAUGCCGUGUACCCGAACGGGGAAGAACAACGUCCUGAUCGUGUGUGUUCCCAACCCGCCCGUCGAUGAGAAGAACGCCGCCGCCCCAGUGACCAUGUUGAUCCGCGUAAAAACAGGCGAGGACGCGGAUGAGUUGCACAAAAUUUUACUGGAGAACAAGGACG